AUGGCUAAAAGUCCCAAAAAAGCGGGGGCUAACUCGAGGGGCAGCUCACGCCCCCAAGAACUGUACAAUAAAGAUGUUCCACCCAAAGUUGGUGGAAAGAAAAUUAAAGCAUAUAAGAAAAAUUUCGUUAAACCUCCCCAACGACGUUUUAGUAUAGCCGAUACAAGCUCAUCAGGCUCGAAUUCUGAAUCAGAGAAUGGGGGAAACUAUAACUAUUAUGAAACUAACAAUUACAAUUCAGGUUCCGAUUCAGAUUCUUCUUUAACUGCGGUAACAGAUAACGAUGAGGCCGAGGCGUCAAGAAAGGGUUCUGUAUUCUUUGAGAGUGCUGAUAAUGAAGAGUUCUAUAAACCAACGAGGAAGUCCCCUAAGAAGAGUAAACAGACUAACAAGAAUACAUACAAGCCAACAAGAUCAGCCAAAAAAUCAAAUAAUGUUGCCAAGAAGAGAACACCAAAGAAGACCGUUAAUUGGAAUCAAUGGGAUAACCAAUUGAAUGAAGAUGCUAUUUCAGAAAAAUCAGAAUCUUCAUCUGACGAGGAAAAAGUUGGACUAGGUGGGUUAUACUCCAUGAUGAACCACCAGAAACAGGCUCAGUCAGAUUCAGAUGAUUCGGAAUCAGAAUCAGACGAAGAAGAACACGAUUAUUCUUCUUCUGAUGACUCUGACGUUGACUUCGUAAAAUUACAAGCGGAGAGAAAGGCUAAAUCGAUGAAAGCAGUUAGAGCUAUGAAAGGGUUAUCGAAUCAACAAGAAGAUCACUACCAAGAUGAUUCAGAUUCAGAAAUAUCGGAGCCUAUACCGGAGAAAAAGAUGAACAGAAAUAGAAGACGUAGUAGUUCGAUGUCAAAACCAAAGUUUGGUAGGAGGAAAUCUGAUGUAGCAUUGCCAGAUAUCAAUUUCAAAUUCGAAUUUGAUGAUUAUAAUAAGUUUGAUAACGCCAUAAUUGAUGAAGAAGACGAAGAGGAUGAACUAGAAGGGAUUGAAAAAGUCCAGGCAUCAAGCGGUGGAGACAAGGAGGAGGAUAUCGGUGAGGAGGUAAGUUAUGCUGCACCUAUUAAGAAACAAUAUGCAUCUAAUGAUAACGAUAAUAAUGACAUUGCCACUAAUCACAAUUUUGAAUUCGACUUCGAUUUUAAUACACAACUACCCCAGGUUCCGAGGAUCAAUGAUACUGAACUAAAUUCUGAUGAAGAUUAUGAAAUUGAUGAUAAUGAAUUGCUAGCUACUUUGCAAGCAGAUAAUGAUAUGGAUCAGUUUUCCGCUCCUAAUAAUACAACGACACAUACAAGAAACAAUUCUAUUGGAUCAUACGGUGAUGAAGAAGAAAAUGAUCCGUUUUUGAAGGAAGAAGAAAAGUUUCUUGUUAAUGAAUUUGAGAAUAAUGGUUUUGAUGAGGAUGAUUCUGUGAAUGUCGGAAGCUUUGAUUAUAAUGACCCCUCGGACAGGGAUAACUUGAUCGAUUCGUUUAAUGUAAUGAAUGCAAAUCAGAAUAAGGAUGUGAUUCAAUACGCUAGUAGUGCCGAUAGUAAGUCAGAUGAAGAUGAUGAGGAUGACGAAGAUGACGAAGACGAAUAUGAUGAUUUUAUUGACUUUGACGCUCCGUUAUUCGAUAAAGAUGAAGAAGAUGAUUAUGAUGUCUAUGAAGAGUUUAAAGUAAAUGACCAUGAUAGUAGAAAACAUUUGCAGCAUAAGAAAAAGAGACCAAAGUCAAGGAAGAGAACCAAUGGAAUUGGCAAUAGUGACGAGGAAGACGAUUCCUAUUUGUGGAACUAUUUUUUUAGUUCUGAUAAUAGCUCACUGAGUGGUGAAGAUGAAGAGAAUUAUAGGUAUGAUGAUUCUGAAGAAAAAGUAAUAAUGGAGAAACUUUUCAAAAAUAUGGAAAAGGAGAACCGUUCUAAGAAGCUUAUGCGCCGCAAAAGUAAGCUGAUGGCACUUGAUAAAAAUCAUUAUAUACCAUCGGAUAAUGGAUAUGAAAGUGGCGAAUCUACUGACGUAGACUUGAGUCUUCCACCUUCUACAGACAAGAAAUCUGGAUCGAAAAUGGCAAAAGAAGUGUUAUCUUCAAAGACAGCUGACUAUAGACCUCCGGUAUUAGGUACUUGGGCUGCGAUUGACAGCAAACCUUUUGGAAUUAUUGACGGUUUAUCAACUAGAUCUUUGGGCAAUAAUGCCACUGUCAAUAACUCUAACAAUAAGCAAAUGGAACCUAGACUGCUUUCUCGAAAAGGUAUCGCUCCACUACAUACAAAUACAACAACAGAUGACCUGGCAUUGGGUCUAGAUGAACUCUUAAAUGUCAGUGAACUAGAUGAUGAUGACGAGAAUGAUGCCAAAAUAUGGAGAGAUUUUAAUAAUCAAAAGAAACAAGUACCGUUGGGUGCAUUUCGUAACAAAUCCAUUCUACAAAAUCAAUUAAUACACCCAGAGAACGUUACCGUACCAAAUAAUUCCUCCUACAACCAUACCAGCAAGUCCAAUAAUGAAUUCAAUAAAAGAAGAUACUCUUUAUCAAACCACCAAGAUACCGGUUCUUGGAGAAAUAAUCUGGCCACCAAGUAUGCAAGCGUGAAAAAGCCUGUACAUGAUCGUAAAUUUUCACUGUCCCAUUUACCGAUUCCAAAUAUUGAUUCUCCCAUUAAAAACGUCCCCUCUAAACUCAAAAGAAGACGUGCAUCGAUCGUAGAAGCCGUAUCCGAGGGCUUAAGGCCAACCAAGUCAGGUCUUUUUAAUGAAGAUGCAUUGGCUGAUGUUGAAGAAAUCCUCGGCGAAGAUACAGAUUUAAUGGGCUUGAUAAAGGGCUUAUGA
Molecule: messenger RNA, 2808 nt
Organism: Debaryomyces hansenii CBS767
Lineage: Eukaryota; Fungi; Ascomycota; Pichiomycetes; Serinales; Debaryomycetaceae
Gene: IFH1
Product: Ifh1p
Exons: 1
Coding region: 1-2808 (935 amino acids)
Biological process (GO): regulation of ribosomal protein gene transcription by RNA polymerase II
Molecular function (GO): transcription coregulator activity
Source: RefSeq, a predicted model, not a curated record